ACUCUUAUGAAUGUUAUAUAUAAAUCUCCUAAUGAAAGAAACAGAUCCGACGAAAGAGGAACAAACAAAAGAAAUACACAAAAACGAAAACGAAAACGAAAACAAAAAAUGGGUUGUUUACGUUCUCUCUCUCAAACUUUAACUCCCAUCUCUCUCCUCUUCUUCUCUCUCCUGUCGAUUGCCAACUUCGCUGCAGCGUUUAACCUGUCGACAAUCACCUUCAACCAGGGCUACUCACCUCUCUUCAGCGACUUCAACAUCAUUCGAUCCGACGAUGACAAGAGCGUCUCUCUCCUCCUCAACCGUCUCUCCGGCUCUGGUUUUAUUUCCUCGGACUACUACAAUUAUGGUCUCUUCAGUGCAAACAUCAAGUUGCCAUCGAAUUACUCUGCUGGCAUCGUCGUCGCAUUUUAUAUGUCAAAUGGAGACGUAUUUGAGAAAACCCAUGAUGAAUUAGACUUCGAGUUCUUAGGAAACAUCCAUGGAAGACCAUGGAGGUUCCAGACGAACUUGUAUGGAAAUGGAAGCAUACACCGUGGCAGAGAAGAGAGGUAUACUCUGUGGUUCGAUCCGGCCAAGGAGUUUCAUCGAUACACCAUUCUUUGGACCUCCAAAAAUAUCAUAUUCUAUGUUGAUGAUGUCCCAAUAAGAGAGGUGGUCCGCAGCAAAGCCAUGGGAGCAGACUACCCAUCCAAGCCAAUGUCCCUCUACGCCACCAUCUGGGACGCCUCCACCUGGGCCACCAACGGCGGCAAAUACAAAGUCAACUACCGCUUCCAGCCCUUCGUCUCUGAAUUCAAGGACCUCGUCCUCCAGGGCUGCCCCGUCGACCCCAUCCAACAUCUCCAUGCCCCCCACUGCGACAACUCCACUGCCGCCCUCGAAUCCGCCGACUUCUCCAACAUCACCGCCGAGGGCAGCAAAUCCAUGAGCAGGUUCCGCGAAAGGUACAUGUAUUACUCAUAUUGUUACGAUACCGUGCGGUACCCCAUGCCACCCCCGGAGUGCAUAAUCGUCCCAUCCGAGCAGCAUCUGUUUAAGGAGACCGGGAAGUUGAAGGAUGCAUUGAAGAUGAAGUUUGGCCGCCACCCGACUCACCGCCGCCGCCGCAGCAGAGGCUCAAAGCGGAAGAGCCAGGUCCCAGUUGCUCAAGCUGGCCAGGCUGCUUCUGAUAUGUGAUGAUGAUGGUGUGUAUGAAAUACUUGUAUGUGAAUGUUAAUAGUGGCGGUUCUUUUGUUUUAUAAUUGUUAUUAAUUAUGUGGUAAGGAAUUAUGUAUGAUUGGUGAUUGGUAAUUGAACUAUCAAAUUUUUGAAAGAACACAAACUAUGAAACAACAAAUCAACUUCAAUUUCUA
Molecule: messenger RNA, 1355 nt
Organism: Camellia sinensis
Lineage: Eukaryota; Viridiplantae; Streptophyta; Magnoliopsida; Ericales; Theaceae
Source: RefSeq, a predicted model, not a curated record